AUGUGGAAUCUUUGUAGGGAAGCUGUGUCCCACUCGCCCGCGAAGCUCGGCUAUAGGGUGGGAAUAGGAGCUGCGGUGGGCGGGGCUACACCCCUGUCUCGUAUCUCAUUGGUGGGAUUUGACACGUUGGGGUGCGUCUCACCGCUUCGGGCAACAAGCGCUCCUCUUUGUUUUAUUGUCCCCAUGGCUUCUCGCCGUUCUUGCGUUUAA
This is a messenger RNA of Pieris macdunnoughi, 210 nucleotides long. The record is from the annotation of a GenBank genome assembly. Lineage: Eukaryota; Metazoa; Arthropoda; Insecta; Lepidoptera; Pieridae.